AAUGACUACAUUUCGGUGGUCGUCAGUUUCUGCUCACUAGAGGCUCAACUUUGAAGUGCACAACUACUUUUCCCAACAAAGCAACCAACGCAAGACAAGACUCGUGCAGCAUGGGCAAUCUCGUGUCCCAAUAUCUGGCAGCAGCGCUGGACCGAAUGGCCAAUUACUGGACGAAACCAAGUCGUAUUCUCCUACUUGGUCUCGAUGGCGCUGGCAAGACGACGUUGCUGUACAAAAUGAAGCUGGGCGAGGCUGUGACCACGAUUCCAACGAUCGGAUUCAACGUUGAGACUUUCCAGUACAAGAAUAUCGAGUUUACUGCGUGGGAUAUCGGCGGUCAGAGCAAACUUCGACCGUUGUGGCGCUUCUACUACGAAGGUGCUGAUGCUGUAGUCUUCGUGAUCGAUUCAGCUGAUCGCUACCGUAUCGACGAAGCGGUCCACGAGUUACAUCGUGUCUUUGAAGAUGACGCGCUUCGUGACUGUAAAUUGUUGGUACUGGCCAACAAACAGGACCAACCAGGUUGUAUGGACGUCGAAGAGAUCCGUGACAAACUGGCAUUGCGUCGCGUUACCAGAAAUCCUUCACACAUAUCGAAGACCGUUGCUCUAUCUGGACAAGGAGUUGACGAAGGCAUGAUGUGGUUGAGCAGGAUCGUCACUGGCAAGUAGCACCAUCGUCACAGCGAACACGCUGAAAAAAAAAACUACAUGUAUACUCGAAAACAAAUUUUAUUUUACAUCUUUUCACCAUCUUUCGUUAGAUGCUGGCAAUGGACUGCAAACGCAAUAU
Molecule: messenger RNA, 792 nt
Organism: Phytophthora nicotianae INRA-310
Lineage: Eukaryota; Oomycota; Peronosporomycetes; Peronosporales; Peronosporaceae
Exons: 1
Coding region: 111-671 (186 amino acids)
Biological process (GO): vesicle-mediated transport; intracellular protein transport
Cellular component (GO): cytoplasm
Molecular function (GO): GTP binding; GTPase activity
Source: RefSeq, a predicted model, not a curated record